Messenger RNA from Ictalurus punctatus (channel catfish), 6839 nucleotides. RefSeq names its product intersectin 1 (SH3 domain protein) (gene itsn1). Lineage: Eukaryota; Metazoa; Chordata; Actinopteri; Siluriformes; Ictaluridae. Bases 642 to 5864 code for a protein of 1740 amino acids. The record is from RefSeq and is a predicted model, not a curated record. Gene Ontology annotation, biological process: intracellular signal transduction; positive regulation of Rho protein signal transduction. Gene Ontology annotation, molecular function: calcium ion binding; protein binding; guanyl-nucleotide exchange factor activity. The transcript is spliced from 41 exons.
AGGGAGGGCAGAGAGCGGGGUGUAAAGGGGGGAAAAACCGAAAUAAUUCAUCAAUUAAAAAGGAUUUAAUUUGCUUCGGCGCCUUUUUUUGGUUCGUUCCCACAACCAACAACUUCUGUAAGAUGGAAAAUGAACGAUGAGGGUCGUGAGGGAGCCUGGAGCCUGUCCCAGGGGACUCUGGGGGCACAAGGCGGGGGACACCCUGGACAGGGUGCCAACCCAUCGCAUGGCACAAUCACACACACACUCGCACACUAUGGACAAUUUGGAAAUGCCAAUCAGCCUACAGCACAUGUCUGUGGACUGGGGAGGAAACUGGAGUACUUAAAGGAAACCCCCGAAGCACAGGGAGAACAUACAAAAUCCAUGUACACCGGGCGAACCUCCAACCCUGGACGUGUGAGGCAAACAUGCUAACCACUAAGCCACUGUAUCCCCCUGUAUCACGGGCAUGUUCGUUCGUUCUUUCUUCUACUUUUUUUUUUUUUUUUUUGAUACGACACCUAUAUCGGACGUUUGAGUAUUGGUCGAUACGCAGCAUUGAUGUGAACUGACUCUCAGGCAGCAGCAUGCUUUAAGACAGAUCGUGUCCUACGUUCACGUACACGGAGCGUUACAGGGUGCAGCUAACUGACUGAAUCAUGGCUCAGUUUCCCACGCCCUUUGGAGGGGGGCUGGACACGUGGGUUAUCUCUGCGGAUGAGCGAGCCAAACAUGAUCAACAGUUCCAUAGCCUGACCCCCACACCUGCUGGCUUCAUCACAGGUGACCAGGCCAAGAAUUUUUUCCUGCAGUCAGGCUUACCUGCCCCUGUUCUGGCCCAGAUAUGGGGUCUGGCCGACAUGAACAACGAUGGCAAGAUGGAUAUGCACGAGUUCUCCAUCGCCAUGAAGCUAAUCAAGCUGAAGUUGCAGGGUCAUCCGCUGCCCCCGAGCUUGCCCCCUUCCAUGAAGCAGCCGCCUCUCUCUUUACCUCCUCCAGCUCCUUUUGGAAUGCCCAGUAUGGGCCCCAUGACGGGUUUACCAGCAGUGCCACCCAUGCCCCUCCCACCUCUUCCUCCUGGGGUACCCGGGAUGGGCAUGUCACCCCCAUUGGUGUCGUCGGUGACUCCUCCUGUACCUCCUAUGGCCAAUGGAGCCCCUUCGAUGAUGCAGCCCAUAUCAGGCUUUUCACACCCAGCCACAGCUGUCAACAAAACCUCUUCUUUCAACCGCUCCAGUGCCAAACUUCCCAAAGGCCAGUCUUUUGAGAUACCCAGUGCUCCUGCGGCCCCUGUACCCACCGAUUGGGCCGUGCCCCAGUCAUCACGGCUAAAGUAUCGCCAACUCUUCAACAGCCAUGACAAGAUGAUGAGCGGCCAUCUUACAGGACCACAGGCUAGGACUAUUCUCAUGCAGUCCAGUUUACCACAGACCCAGCUGGCUACCAUUUGGAACCUAUCAGACAUCGAUCAGGACGGAAAGCUCACAGCUGAGGAGUUUAUUUUGGCCAUGCACUUGAUUGACAUGGCCAUGUCUGGCCUGCCCCUCCCACCUCUGCUCCCACCGGACCUUCUUCCCCCGACUUUCAGGAGGGUGCGUUCAGGAAGCGGUGUCAGUAUAACCAGCAUACACGCUACAGAUCAGCGAGUCCAGGAGGAGUCUGCAGAAGAAGAAGAGAAAGAGGCAGAAAAAAAGCUUCCAGUCACCUUUGAGGACAAGAAGCGGGAGAACUUUGAGCGGGGAAACCUGGAGUUGGAGAAGCGGCGACAGGCCCUGCUGGAGCAGCAGCGUAAGGAGCAGGAGCGCCUGGCUGCUCUCGAGCGCGAGGAGCAGGAGCGGAAGGAGCGGGAACGGCAGGAGCAGGAGCGCCGUCGACAACAGGAGCUUGAGAAGCAGCUGGAAAAGCAGCGAGAGCUGGAGAGACAGCGUGAAGAGGAGCGGCGCAAGGAGAUCGAGAGGAGAGAGGCCGCCAAGCGGGAACUGGAGCGGCAGCGGCAGCUGGAGUGGGAGAGGAACCGCAGGCAAGAGCUACUGACCCAGAGAAACCGGGAACAGGAGAACAUUGUCCUGCUCAAAGCGCGCAAGAAAACCCUCGAGUUUGAACUGGAGGCUUUGAAUGAUAAGAAGUCUCAGCUGGAAGGGAAGUUGCAGGAUAUUCGUUUCCGUCUGUCCACUCAGAGGCAGGAGAUUGAGUGCACUAAUAAGACGCGAGAGCUCCGUAUCGCUGAGAUCACCACGCUGCAGCAGCAGCUACAGGAGUCUCAGCAGUGGCUGGGGAGGCUGAUUCCUGAUAAGCAGUGUCUGAAUGAUCAGCUGAAGCAGGUGCAGCAGAACAGCCUACAUAGGGACUCUCUGUCCAACCUGCAGAAGGCCGUGGAGAUGAAGGAGUCGACGAGGCAGCAACUCCGCGAGCAGCUGGAAGCCGUGGAGAAAGAGACGCGCUCCAAACUGCUAGAGAUAGACUCAUUUAAUGCACAGCUGAAGACAGGUGCAGAGAAGUGUGGGCUAACCGAGUCGAAGGAGCUCAGGGAAAUCCACAACAAGCAGCAGCGGCUAAAGCAAAAAGAGUUGCAGCCUGCACUGGAUGCCAAACCUGCAGAGCUGCAGGAGAGCAGACUUUUGGCUUCUGAUGACAGAGUGUCUCCUGCCUGGCGGGACUCUACGUUAGCAAAGGACCCCACACCGCCUGCCUCUGAGCCCUGGGUCAGCCACCUGGGAGAGGAAGAGAGCCAGAGCUCUAGAGGAGAUGUGCAGGACAAAUUGUCCAAGCUGUUUCUGCAGCAGCCAGAGCCAAACAAACAGCUGGGGCAGUCACCCUGGCCUACAGGAGAUAAGGUGUCCAUGUCUGGUUUUAACCAGGAGAAGGUCAGAGUGGUGUACUACAGAGCACUUUACCCUUUCGAGGCCCGCAGUCAUGAUGAGAUCAGCAUCCAGCCUGGAGACAUAGUCAUGGUGGACGAAUCUCAGACGGGCGAACCAGGAUGGUUAGGAGGAGAGAUCAAAGGAAAGACCGGCUGGUUUCCUGCUAACUAUGCAGAGAAGAUUCCAGAAUCCGAAGUCCCUCUCAGUCUGAGAGCCAGCGCCUUCACCUCCAAGCUGAGUACACACACCACCCCCAACUCGACCCCACCCACAGCCAUGCAACCCGUCACCACAGAGACAGUUGUGGUGGCUCCACCCCCUACAGCUCCAGCCGCUCCAGCCGCUGCCUCCUCCUCAUCAUCUGCUUCUAGUAACUGGGCAGAUUUUAGCACUACAUGGCCGACGAACUCAGCGAUGGAGAAGCAGGACGCUGAUGGUUGGGAGGCGUGGCCAACCCAACCGACGCAGCCCUCUCUGUCUGUGCCAACUGGAGGGCAAGGCCGACAACGCUCAGCCUUCACUCCUGCCACCCUCUCUGGCUCCUCCCCCUCACCUGUGCUCGGACAGGGGGAGAAGGUGGAGGGGAUGCAGGCUCAGGCUCUGUACCCGUGGCGGGCAAAGAAGGAUAACCACCUGAACUUCAACAAGAGUGACGUGAUCACCGUACUGGAGCAGCAGGAUAUGUGGUGGUUCGGCGAAGUGCAGGGCCAGAGAGGCUGGUUCCCCAAAUCUUACGUCAAGCUCAUUUCCGGACCCGUGCGCAAGUCCAUGAGUAUUGAGUCAGGAUCCUCUGAUAGUCCACCCACCAUGAAGAGGCCCAGCCCUACUCCUAACAAACCCACGGAGCUUGGUGAAGUUUCCACAGAGUACAUAGCGAUGUACACGUAUGAAAGCAGCGAGCAAGGUGACCUGACCUUCCAGCAGGGUGAUGUCAUCACCGUGCUUAAGAAAGAGGGAGAUUGGUGGACGGGAACAGUAGGAGGCAAGACGGGCGUGUUCCCCUCCAAUUACGUCAAGCCCAAGGACUCUGAGGGUCUGGGGCCUGCUGGGAAAUCCGGAAGUUUGGGAAAGAAACCAGAGAUCGCUCAGGUGAUUGCCCCCUACACUGCCACUGGGUUAGAGCAGCUGACUCUAGCACCUGGCCAGCUCAUCCUCAUCCGCAAGAAGAACCCCGGGGGCUGGUGGGAGGGAGAACUACAGGCCAGAGGAAAGAAGCGUCAGAUUGGCUGGUUCCCAGCUAAUUAUGUGAAACUCUUAAGCCCAAGCACCAGUAAGACCACGCCCACUGAGCCAACUCCGCCCAAACUGCCUACACCAAAUGCAGUGUGCCAGGUGAUCGGCAUGUACGACUACACGGCUCAGAACGAUGACGAGUUGCCCUUUGGGAAGGGGCAGAUCAUCAACGUGCUGAGCAGGGAGGAUCCUGAUUGGUGGAAAGGCGAGCUGAAUGGUUCCAUCGGCCUUUUCCCUUCCAAUUACGUCAAACUGACCACCGACACAGACCCCAGCCAGCAAUGGUGUGCUGACCUCCACCUGCUGGAUAUGUUGACCCCGAUGGAGAGGAAAAGGCAAGGCUACAUCCACGAGCUCAUCGUCACCGAGGAGAACUACGUCAACGACCUGCAGUUAGUCACCGAGACCUUCCAGAAGCCUCUGCUGGAGUCGGAGUUGCUGACUGAGAAGGAGGUGGCCAUGAUCUUUGUCAACUGGAAGGAGCUCAUCAUGUGCAACAUCAAAUUGCUGAAGGCGUUGCGGGUAAGAAAGAAGAUGUCGGGUGAGCGCAUGCCUGUGAAGAUGAUCGGUGAUAUACUGACAGCACAACUGCCCCACAUGCAGCCCUACAUCCGCUUCUGCAGCUGUCAGCUCAACGGCGCUACCCUCAUCCAGCAGAAGACAGACGAGGUGCCCGACUUCAAGGACUUUGUCAAGAGGUUGGCCAUGGAUCCUCGCUGUAAAGGAAUGCCUUUGUCUAGUUUCCUGCUCAAACCCAUGCAGAGAGUCACCCGCUACCCUCUUAUCAUCAAAAAUAUUCUGGAGAACACUCCGGAAAGCCACCCGGACCACAGCCACUUGCGUCAGGCUCUGGAGAAGGCCGAGGAGCUGUGCUCGCAGGUGAACGAGGGCGUGCGUGAGAAGGAGAACUCGGACCGCCUGGAGUGGAUACAAGCGCACGUGCAGUGUGAGGGGCUGUCUGAGCAACUGGUAUUCAACUCGGUGACGAACUGCCUCGGCCCUCGUAAGUUCCUGCACAGCGGGAAGCUCUACAAGGCCAAGAGCAACAAGGAGCUCUAUGGUUUCCUCUUCAACGACUUCCUGCUCCUGACGCAAGUCACCAGGCCGCUGGGCUCCUCGGCUUCCGACAAAGUGUUCAGCGCCAAGUCCCACCUGCAGUACCGCAUGUACAAAACGCCCAUAUUCCUGAACGAGGUUCUGGUGAAGCUCCCUACUGAUCCAUCUGGAGACGAGCCCAUCUUUCAUAUAUCGCACAUAGACAGAGUGUACACCAUACGGGCAGAAAGCAUUAAUGAGAGGACCGCAUGGGUGCAGAAGAUCAAGGCUGCGUCUGAGCUUUUUAUUGAGACAGAGAAGAAGAAAAGGGAGAAAGCAUAUCUAGUGCGGUCUCAGAGAGCUACAGGCAUUGGUAGACUGAUGGUCAACAUUGUAGAAGGAAUUGAGUUGAAACCCUGCCGCUCUCAUGGUAAGAGUAAUCCAUACUGUGAGGUGACCAUGGGCUCACAGUGUCACAUCACUAAGACCGUGCAGGACACACUGAACCCCAAGUGGAAUUCUAACUGCCAGUUUUUCAUUAAAGACCUGGAACAGGAUGUGCUGUGUGUAACUGUGUUCGAGAGGGACCAAUUCUCACCUGAUGAUUUCCUGGGCAGGACAGAGAUUCGGCUGGCGGACAUUAAAAAGGAUCAGGGUUCGAAAGGUCCGAUCACUAAGAGGCUUCUCUUACACGAGGUCCCCACAGGAGAAAUAGUGGUCAGACUCGACCUGCAGCUAUUUGAUGAACCCUGACCCUCGUGAACUUUGACCUCCUCCACCCUAGAUUCCACAUUUCCUCCUGUACUGUGUUACCAGCCUAAUGUGACAAUCCCACACCACUCUACACCCUGUCCGUGUGUGUGUGUGUGUGUGUGUGUGUGUGUGUGUGUGUGUGUGUGUGUGUGUGUGUGUGUUAGAGAGAGAGGAAGUACGAGGGGAUGGAUGUCAAUAUCAGAGUAAGCUGUAACAGUCUUAAACAAUCAUUCAUUUUCAUUUUUUAAAAAUUUCACUUGAAAGAAUAUUGUGGUUUAUAGACAUGUGUUAAAGGGAUACUCCGGUGUUUCUCAGCGUAAUGUUUCGCCACAGCAUAUGUAGUGUUUACUUCCACAAACAAAAGGUUUGGAGCAUUUCUCUGUAGUGAGAAAAGAACAAAAAAACUGUUUACUCAGAACUCACUUACAAUGGAAGUAUAGGGGCAGUUGUUAAAGGUGUAAAAUGCGUGGCUGUACAGUGAGAUGCAAAUUCGAAACGAAAGCCAUUAAUGGUUUUAUCAUGGAUUAGAAAAGAGAGAAAAUGAUUACAAAAGCUGUUCACAUUGUUUUGUAGUUCGCAAAUACAGUAUUCAAAAUGAACAGAUAAUAUUCACGUUCCAGCAUGACAACGCCCCUGCGCGCUAAGCGACAUCAGUACCUGACCUCACUAAUGCUCUAGUAGCUGAAUGUACACGAAUCCCCACCGUCACGCUCCAAAGUCUAGUGGAAAGCCUUCCCAGAAGAGUGGAGGUUAUUAUAACAGCAAAGGGUGGACAUUCAACAAACACACGAGUGUUAUGGUCAGGUGUCCAUAAACUUUUGGCCAUAUAGUGUACCUUCAAAAACCGUUAAAAAACAGUCCCCCUCUCAUCCCUCUAGUGGAGACUAAUUAUGAAAUGGAGUGAUGUAGCUGAGGUUGAGGAACUCCUCCCCCGCCCCUUUUGUUUCCAGGGUCAUAGUUUCAAAAAAAAAAAGA